AUGACAAGGCGCCGUGCCUCCUCUCGGAGGAGGGCUAGAUCUUCUGACGACGCCCGUCGGAGGCAAAUCCCAGACCCGAAAUGUCUUUUCGUUGGUAAUCUUCCUUUCAGCUGUUCGACAGAAGACAUGUUGAAGAUCUUCCAAAAAUAUGGAAGAAUUGCAGAGGUUUUCCUUCCAUUUUUCCCUAGUACGUCUAAACCCAGAGGAUAUGGUUUUGUACGUUUCUUCUAUGAAGACGAUGCUAGGGCAGCCAUGGGCGUCCUAGAUGGGCAAAGGAUCGAUGGCAGACAACUUUUUGUGAAGAACGCCAGGCCGAAACCCACUCAGCGCCCAAAAUCCUCACAUUCUCUUCUCUUCUUUAAGCAGAAAGAGCAGGGGAACUAUCGCAGGCUCUCGGAGGGUUCGAGCAGAGGCAGCCGUCACCCACUCAUGGAGAGGGUGGCCUCCUUCGAUGGCUCAUCUCACCGUAGGACGAGGUCUGAGUUUCAGAAGCCUGCGUCUGACUUUAAGGAGUUGAGGAGGCGCCCUUCUUCCCAACUGAAAAUCCAAGACUCCCGCUUUCAAAUUCACAACUGA
Molecule: messenger RNA, 576 nt
Organism: Magnolia sinica
Lineage: Eukaryota; Viridiplantae; Streptophyta; Magnoliopsida; Magnoliales; Magnoliaceae
Exons: 2
Coding region: 1-576 (191 amino acids)
Molecular function (GO): RNA binding
Source: RefSeq, a predicted model, not a curated record